AACAGCCUGGCGGAAGUGACGGCGCUCGUGACGCCAUUUCCUGUUUGCGGCUGAGGAAGCCGCCGCUGUUCCUGUUGCCGUUGUCCUGGGCUGCUGGCGGGGAGGUCGCGGCCGCGCUGCGCAGGCACCGCAGCGGGAUUUGAAAGACCCACCUGUUGUAAACAAGACAUCUGCUGAACCAUGGUGGAUUACUAUGAAGUUCUGGGAGUGCAGAAGCAUGCCUCAGCAGAAGACAUUAAAAAAGCGUACCGUAAAUUGGCAUUAAAAUGGCACCCUGAUAAGAAUCCAGAAAAUAAAGAAGAAGCAGAGCAGCAAUUCAAACAAGUAGCUGAGGCCUACGAAGUUCUGUCAGAUGCUAAAAAACGUGACAUCUAUGACAGAUUUGGAAAAGAAGGCUUAAUAAAUGGAGGUGGAGGUGGCAGUCACCUUGAUAAUCCAUUUGAGUUUGGAUUUACAUUCCGUAACCCAAAUGAUGUCUUUAGGGAGUUUUUUGGUGGAAGGGACCCUUUUUCAUUUGAAUUCUUCGAAGAUCCUUUUGAUGACUUCUUCGGGGGCAGACGAGGUCCAAGGGGAAACAGAAGCAGAGCUGGCGGAUCAUUUUUCUCUACCUUUGGUGGAUUCCCUGCUUUUGGAAGUCCUUUUCCUUCAUUUGACACAGGUUUUACUUCAUUUGGUUCUCUGGGACAUGGAGGCCUUACUUCGUUCUCCUCUACGUCAUUUGGUGGUAGUGGGAUGGGAAACUUCAAAUCAGUAUCAACCUCAACUAAAAUAGUUAACGGCAGAAAAAUUACUACAAAGAGAAUUAUUGAGAAUGGACAAGAGAGAGUAGAAGUUGAAGAAGAUGGCCAGUUAAGGUCGCUAACAAUAAAUGGUGAGGCAAAUGAAGAAGCCUUUGCUGAGGAGUGCCGACGGAGAGGACAGCACGCCCUGCCCUUCCAGCCCACCAACACUCGCCUGCUGAAGCCACACAAGCCUGCCAGUUCCCCCAGAUAUGCCUAUCAUUACAAUAGCGAUGAGGUGGAAGAGCAAGAAAAAAGCCGGGUUGCAAGCAGCUUGGAGAACCCCUUUUAUUUAUCAGGAUACAAAGAAGGCAGCAAGAGGAGGAAGCAGAAGCAGAGAGAGGAACAGAAGAAGAAGAAGUCAACCAAAGGGAGUUACUAAAAUGGACAUCUCUGCUAUGCCAAUCCCUUUAUUAAAACGGCAACUUACGUUACAUUUGAGCACACCUCUUCUGUGUAUAUUUUUCAAUUGUUCACACUGCUAGUAAGGAAGUGACUCAUGUUUAAGACUGUACUAAAAUUGCACUAUAUUAUUCUUUUCAGUUUUCACGGAGUGGCUUUCUUGCCAGUCAGGUUAAGGAGUUUGGACGGGGCUGAUCGUGGUUAGAAGUGUGUUAUGUUUGAAGAUUGGAGGGUAUUACAGAAUCUUGUACCUCUUCCUUUCCUGGGACUGAAGUUCCCCUUGCCUAGAAUUAAUUUGUUUUGUGGGAUACAGAGGGUUGUGCAAACACCUGUUUGUUCAGUCACCCCCAGCAUCACCAGCAGGCUUGCUGGAAGAAGAGUAAAGCACCAAUCCUGUUCCCUCCAUCACUGGGGGUAGGACUGAGACGUGAGCUCUCUCAAAUGGUAAUUUAUGCAAACUUAAUAAAUGACUUCAAUGUUUUUUUCUUUUUAUCACCCAGGCAGGGCAGCAAAGGUUUGUCCCCGCUAUCGGAAUGAUCCUUCAUUUUAAAGUGUAUGAUGAAGUUGCAUCCUUUGGUUUUAACAAACUUGGCGUAAUUAUGGUCUGUAAGCACUCCUACUGAUUUCUGCAACUGUGGUUGACUCCCGAUGAAUCAUUUAGUGAAAUCAUUCCUUAUUUUAAAAUUUUGCUUUCAGAAACUAGAGACAAAUGACCUAAGUGCCACUUUACAACUGCUCUUCCUGCUGAGUAGAUUUUAGAUAAUGAACAUAUUUCAGAAUCCGUGUAAGAUUUUAUCAGGUUGUUUCUGCAAAGAACUCGCAUCUUUAUGUAUGAAAGCAUUCUGUGUCACUUUUAUUGCAGGACUUUUUUUUUUUUUAAUUUGAAAACGUGUCUUCAGUUUAAAGGAAAUCUGCAUUUUCUGGCUAGGUUACUUCCUUGCUUCCCAUAAUUCUCUCAUGUGCAUGAUAUAUUGCUUCCCUUAACCUUCUAGUUUGUACAAAGCCCUUCUGUUGCCUUAAGCAUUUACCUGCAUGUUUCUUGUCAAUAUGUUGCCUCUCUUAACCUCCAGGCGGGAGUUAGCAGCCCAUGGUUUUGUGUUGUUCCUUGUGUCUCCUCUCGCCAAUGCGCUGUUGAUGUAACAGACUUACACCUGGCAAUAUUGAAAGUCUGCAGUUCUUGGAGAAACUCACUCAUCCUAAUAGAGCAAUGCAUAUAAUGGUGUAAGGAAGGAGCUAAACAGAAAAAUCAAGUCUGCAUUUUAGCAUGGUUUGAUAUAACAAAUUCUGUGCCUGGUACUGAGCAGUUUAGCUUCAAAUACAUGACAUAAUGUAACCUUACGCAAACAUAUAACCAUAAAUGAACUGUUAGGGUGUUUAAAUUAAGCUCGAUAUGAAAUAAGCCUGAGUACCAGUUUUCUGUCACUUAAGUAUCACUUUUUCAUUUUGUGCAGUGUUACUAAUAUUUAAAAAUAAAGAAAAUUCUCCUUUA
Molecule: messenger RNA, 2670 nt
Organism: Tympanuchus pallidicinctus (lesser prairie-chicken)
Lineage: Eukaryota; Metazoa; Chordata; Aves; Galliformes; Phasianidae
Gene: DNAJB6
Product: DnaJ heat shock protein family (Hsp40) member B6
Exons: 10
Coding region: 181-1161 (326 amino acids)
Biological process (GO): protein refolding; positive regulation of proteasomal ubiquitin-dependent protein catabolic process
Cellular component (GO): endoplasmic reticulum membrane; cytosol
Molecular function (GO): ATPase activator activity; Hsp70 protein binding
Source: RefSeq, a predicted model, not a curated record